This is a messenger RNA of Plectropomus leopardus (leopard coralgrouper), 1377 nucleotides long. Its product is annotated as protein PML-like. Gene Ontology annotation, molecular function: 3'-5'-DNA exonuclease activity; nucleic acid binding. Gene Ontology annotation, cellular component: cytoplasm. The record is from RefSeq and is a predicted model, not a curated record. Lineage: Eukaryota; Metazoa; Chordata; Actinopteri; Perciformes; Serranidae. Gene Ontology annotation, biological process: DNA catabolic process.
AAACACACGGAGGGAAAUUCAGGAAAAUCUCUGUUUACGUCUUGCCUGUGUGUCUCAUGUGUCCGCGUUGGUUUAUUUUACAAAACUGUCAUAUUUUAGAGGCGUUAUUGAAACUGUGGUCGUGUCGGGAUGCAAACGUCGGCUUCAGACGGAGGAGAAAAGUCGCAACAGUCGCUGGUUUUCUUUGACUUGGAGACGACUGGACUGGGUCAGAGUUGUGAGAUUGUCCAGCUGGCUGCAGUGAGUGGAGGCCACUCUCUCAACCUUUACGUCAUCCCUCGAUGUCGAAUGCAGCGUGGAGCAGCCAAAGUGACCGGAUUCAGGGUCCACAGACAGAGACUGUACCUCCAUCGCCAGCUUGUUCUCACCAACUCCCUGCGAGAGGUCCUGGUCUCCUUCAUAGCUUUCCUUCAGAUGCUUGGGUGCCCGCUUGUCAUCGGCCACAACAUUCGCCGCUUCGACUGUCGGCUGUUGGCUCGAGCUCUCGAUGAACUGGACCUCAGAGCAGACUUUGAGUCAGCAGUCUCUGGCUGUGUUGACACACUACCACUGGCUCGAGAGAUGCUUAAGGAGCUCGGCCUCCAGAGUUUCCGACAGGAGAACCUGGUCAGGGAGCUGCUGGGUAUGAACUACAAGGCCCAUGAUGCUUUGGAGGAUGUGCGAGCAUUGCAGGCACUGUAUGGCGUGCUUCAGCCCACACCAGACUUGAUUAGUAAGCAUAUGUUCACUCUGGACACCAUGGAAAACAAACUAUCUGCUAAAUCCAAAGUGCCCUGUGAGCCAGCAGUACAGCGCCCCCUGUGGGAGCACUUCAGACAGACAGUGAAGGUCACAGAGAGCAACGAAGAAGAAGCCGCAAGGUAGAGCAUAUGAAACAUGCCGAAUUUGUUGACGGCACAGCUGGAGAGGCUGUUGUUCUCGUGCAAACAGCUGAAGCUGUCCGUUUGUGGUUGAUGGUGGAACAAAUGAUAAACUGACAGAGAAUCACUGAAGUCAUCCUGUUCAGUGACGCAAAAAGGAAAAUAAAAUACAGAGCAAAUGGAUACAACAGUUUGUGAAAGCUUUUGAAAGGUGAUGGAUGCGUAUGAGGAAAAUGCACGCACACCUGGAGGUCACAUGGUACCACUCCAGCCUGACGCAGCAUUUACAUUAUUUUUCCUUAGCCUUAUAGGGUCCUACAUUCCUCUAGACUGCCUUGAUUGGCUCUGUCAGUGUGGAGUUUCAUAUCUGUGUGCUUCAGUCUCACCCUGUUUAAUAUCCCAAAAAACAUGCACUUUAAUUUAUUGCUUAAGAUUGGAGACACAAGAGUCUGUUUCAGCUGUAGCUUAAGAUGGUUGUUGAAGUAGUGAGACGGUUUUUCUCUUAUUCCACUUUUAA